AAUUGACCCGAAUUUCAUUAAAAAAAGGGGAAAUCCCCUGAAGCGGCACGCAACUCCCGACCCAACCCUCCGGAAAAGCGAGAGCGCCUGGCCUCGAUCCUCCGCUCUCCUUCUCCGCCUUCUUCUUCUUCUUCUUCUUCUUCUCCUUCUUCUUCUUCUUCUUCAUCUCACUUUACAAUUCCAGUUUUUCCCUUCAUCGGCGGCGUCUUCAAUUCUCAUCCAGGUUCAAUUUGUGAAUGGCUAUGAAAAAGAUUCCAAGCAACUCUGAUUCCCGACGAUCUAGGGCAAACUCAUAUGUGUUGCCAUCUAGCCCGUUGAAAAUUGCGAAAAAUGUUUACCUAAAGAAGAAGAAUUGCAAAGGAUCAGAGAAGAAAGAGUGGGAAGAUGCUACCUGCUCAGUCUGUAUGGAGUUCCCUCACAAUGCUGUGCUUCUUCUCUGUUCCUCGUAUAACAAGGGUUGCCGGCCUUAUAUGUGUGCAACUGGUCGUCGAUAUUCCAAUUGUCUUGAUCAGUACAAGAAAGCCUACACAAAAGUAACAUCAACUCAAAAUCCAGAACAAUUGAAUAUGUCGGUAGAAAAUUUAAGCGUCAAUUUGGACGCAGGGCAGCCGAGUGAGAAGGCUGAAGUGCCAGAGCUGCUAUGUCCCCUUUGUAGGGGACAGGUUAAAGGAUGGACAGUGGUGGAGCCAGCACGGAAGUAUCUUAAUUCUAAGAAGAGAAGCUGCAUGCAGGAUAAUUGCCCAUUUGUUGGACGUUACAAGGAGCUGAAGAAGCAUGUUAGAGCAAAUCAUCCGUUGGCACGACCGCGAGAAGUAGACCCUGUGCUUGAAGAAAAGUGGAAGAGAUUUGAGCAUGAGAGGGAGCGAAGUGAUGUGAUCAGCACGAUUAUAUCAUCAAUCCCUGGAGCUGUUGUGCUUGGGGAUUAUGUGUUGGAACCAAACCAAAGCGGGUUCUAUAGUGAGUACGAUUCUGAUAUGGAUGAGAAUUUGGAAGAUGAUACUUUCUUUUCUAUGGAUGCAUUUGGUUUUGGACGGGAUGGUGGUCUCUAUUCUCGUAGUAGGUAUCAUAGGGAGUAUAACAGGGGAGAUGAGAUUGAUUUUGGGAUGCAUCGUGGUGCAGGUCUCGGUUCUACUGCUACCGGUGGACCGGGACGUGGUUUCCGCAGAAUUAUAUUUGGGAGGUCGAGGCGGCCAAGACAGAGAGGAGGAUUUAACAGAGCCCCAUAAGUCUUAAGUUAUUUAGAUAUAAAAGAAGAGAGGAACAAGUGGGAGUUAGGGGGCGUAAGCUUUUAUUGAGAUAGGGCAUGUAUAUUCUUUUACAACUCUUCUUUGUAAUGGAGGUCUGUCGGCAUUAUUUCGUCGGUUAGAAAGUGAUAUACCCACUUUGUUCAUGGUGCAUAAGUCAUUCGUAGCUUUUCUUUUUCCUUGUUUUUAAUGGUCAAGAAUUUGGUUUAAACCGCCAGCUUUGGGUGUUUUUCUCCACUGGCUUUGGGGGGGAAUAGGCAUUAUUAGGAAGGAGGCAUCGGGUGUGAAGGUAUUUCAGCAGCGGAGCUCCCUCUGAGCUGAUUUGAUUUGUUAUCAAUUGUCAUUGUGGUGCAUUUGAACGACUGACCAACAGAUCAUGACUUUGGAACAAAUGGUUUCUUUUUUUUCUUUUUUUGUUUGUUGAAUUAAAUAGCAGUUAAUGUCCUUACGGUUCUUCC
Molecule: messenger RNA, 1702 nt
Organism: Momordica charantia (bitter melon)
Lineage: Eukaryota; Viridiplantae; Streptophyta; Magnoliopsida; Cucurbitales; Cucurbitaceae
Product: forkhead box protein, putative (DUF1644)
Source: RefSeq, a predicted model, not a curated record